This is a messenger RNA of Merops nubicus (carmine bee-eater), 1524 nucleotides long. It is a transcript of the gene IFNAR2, whose product is annotated as interferon (alpha, beta and omega) receptor 2. Gene Ontology annotation, biological process: blood coagulation. Gene Ontology annotation, molecular function: interleukin-22 receptor activity; protein binding. Gene Ontology annotation, cellular component: membrane. The transcript is spliced from 8 exons. The coding region runs from base 1 to 1524 and encodes 507 amino acids. Lineage: Eukaryota; Metazoa; Chordata; Aves; Coraciiformes; Meropidae. The record is from RefSeq and is a predicted model, not a curated record.
AUGAAAACACUGAUGGAUGGACCAGUGGGUUUUUAUCAACUUGUGUACAUGAGCAUUCUGUCUACAGCUUGUUGCAGUUUGCCUGAAAGAUUUCUGGGAGGUCCACCUAGCAAUCUACAAAUGAAGUCUAACAAUUUUCAGCACAUUUUGUCCUGGCAGGCAAAAACUGAUUCAACUGUGCAAACAUACUAUCGUGUGGUGUAUACUGAUGGCAGUAACUGGAAGACUGCUAAACAAUGUUCAAAUAUUACACAACUCUCCUGUGAUCUGACAGAUGAUUUUAAUCAUGUUCACACUGAGUACGCUGCACGGGUUCAGAGCUUCAUAGGAACUGAAGUAUUUAAUUCUUCUGUACUUCGUUUUAUGCCAUAUUAUGACACAUACCUGGGACCACCAGAAGUUAAUAUCAGUUCCUGUCUAAACUGCAUAAAUGUCACAGUAAAGCUGCCACCCUCUCACUUCAGAGAAAAUGGAAAGCUGCUAUCUUUAAUUCAUAUAUAUGAGGUGCUUGAUUAUGUUAUAACAGUGAAAACACAUGAUGGAGAGCAUAAGAGACCACUUGAGAAAACCACUGAAGAAAUUUUUAGCACUGUCAUUGAAGAAUUGUAUCCAAAUCAAAAUUACUGUGUGUCUGUUAGUGUCACUGCAUCCCUAAACAAACAUUCCAACUCAUCAGCCUGGAAAUGUAUAGCCGUAGACUCUGUAGCUCAACAAGAUUAUCAAACAGUUGCAAUUGCAGGUGCUGUGUGCUUUUCACUCAUAUUAGCUAGUGCCCUGAAGUGUAUGCAUGCAGGAGGAUUUAUUCUUCUAGAUAAAUCACUUCCACAGACUUUGGUAUUCAUCAGGACACUAGCCUAUUCACCUUGGUCUUCUGAACUUGAAAAUAUAGCCACUGUAGAGACCAUUUACAAAGAGGUCAAAAAAAAGGCAAAGGAAUCCAGCAGCAGUGCCAGUAACGAAGAUGACAGCGAUGACAGUGACAGCGAUGCCGUAAGCAAUCAUGACUACACCAGGCGUGAUAUCAUAAGCAGAGUACCUCGUUCCUCUGGCACGCCCGAUGCGCUUGUGCAGUACUCCACCAACAGUGCAUGUGAUGACAGCAGCAGCCAGGCAAGUGAAAAGCCAGACUCCAACCCUGAAGAUUUUGAAGAGCAUGAGACAGACAUUGAAGAAGACAAGGACAGGAGUAGUGAGUUACUUAGUCCUUUCUCUGAGGUAAAUUGUAACUAUUCUUCUAGGCAAAGUAACAGUGCUUGCUUUACCAUUAACUUAAAAACUGUGCUGCUGGGAACCUCUGAAGAGAACGUGGAUAGUUCUGCAGCUCUUCUUUCUUCCCAAGAAGAUGCAGUUGACUGGGAAUGUACUCAUGCUUUUGAAGCAAAGCUCCCAGAUGACACGAAGAAUAUGCAGAAACCACACUGUCAUAACGGCUCUCAUGAAUGGCAAAAUGUCUCUCACUCAUCUGAUGAAAGUGAUUCAUCAGAUUCAGAGACGGACCAAAAAACUGAAUACAUAAGAAGGUGA